This is a messenger RNA of Aspergillus steynii IBT 23096, 1298 nucleotides long. RefSeq names its product putative glucosamine-6-phosphate deaminase. Gene Ontology annotation, biological process: carbohydrate metabolic process; N-acetylneuraminate catabolic process; N-acetylglucosamine catabolic process. Lineage: Eukaryota; Fungi; Ascomycota; Eurotiomycetes; Eurotiales; Aspergillaceae. The transcript is spliced from 2 exons. The coding region runs from base 147 to 1010 and encodes 287 amino acids. Gene Ontology annotation, molecular function: identical protein binding; glucosamine-6-phosphate deaminase activity. Gene Ontology annotation, cellular component: cytoplasm. The record is from RefSeq and is a predicted model, not a curated record.
GUCGAAUCAAAUCCUUCAAACCAACCGACAGCCAGCCCUUUGUCCUUGGCCUCCCAACCGGUAGCAGCCCCGAAAUCAUCUACAAGACCCUUGUCCGCCGUCACAGAGCGGGCGACGUCUCUUUCAAACAUGUCGUAACCUUCAAUAUGGAUGAAUAUGUCGGGUUGCCUCGUGAUCACCCUGAAUCGUACCACAGUUUCAUGUACAAGCAUUUCUUCUCGCACGUCGAUAUUGCGCCACAAAACAUCAACAUUCUUGAUGGGAACGCCCCAGACCUUGCGGCAGAGUGUGCCUCUUUUGAGGCGCGAAUUGCACGUUACGGCGGUAUUGAACUCUUCUUGGGUGGCGUCGGACCCGACGGCCAUAUCGCAUUUAACGAACCGGGAUCCUCAUUGAGCAGUCGUACCCGUGUGAAAACCCUGGCCUAUGACACUAUCCUAGCCAACUCUCGGUUUUUCGGCAAUGACAUCGAUAAAGUUCCUCGAAUGGCGUUGACGGUGGGAAUCCAGACGAUUAUGGAGGCACGAGAGGUCGUGAUUGUCGCAACUGGGGCUCACAAGGCACUGGCAGUGGAAAAGGGUCUUGAGGGUGGCGUGAACCAUAUGUGGACGCUAUCUGCCCUACAGCUACACCAGCACCCACUGAUCGUUUGCGACCGCGAUGCAACCCUGGAGCUCAAAGUUAAGACCGUCCGGUACUUCGAGUCCAUUGAGAAUUCUGGUACGGACGCACGAACGCAGGGUCCUCCUUUGGUCUAUCGUCCGAGAACCUACGUGCCCGCCCCUAUCGGGGUGGUCAAAUCCCACCAGCAGCCUACCCCGUUGUGCACACCAACCAAAGUACCUAAGGAUCUGAGGAUCAACACGGAGCUCAGCCAGACGAUUGAGGAUGACGAGCUUACACCGGAUAGCAUGUCCUCUCGGAUGGUCGAUUCUGCUAUCAGUGGUUUGGAUUCGACCCUGAAAGAUGAACUCAUGUUUGAUCGGAUGGGCACUAGAGUUGUGUCUUGAAAAGCGUUUUGUGCAGGAGUUGAGCUAUCAUGACAAAUGAAGCUGAUCCAGAUACCGAGUACGUAAGAAAAUCUCACGGGUGUUUUACAGACCGAUUGUGGGAUUAUUUUUAAGUACAAGUAUAUCUGACAAGUCAACGCACAUUUUCGUUCCUUGAUUGGCUUACUUUUUUUUUAUCUCCCCCCUAUCUAGCUUGUUGCUCUGUCCUUUUCUUUUUCCCUCCGAGCGUUUUUCCUCCCUACACAUCACAAGGAGUUCCUAUCGUUAUGAUUGCUAUGUGAAAGUCUG